Molecule: messenger RNA, 960 nt
Organism: Colletotrichum karsti
Lineage: Eukaryota; Fungi; Ascomycota; Sordariomycetes; Glomerellales; Glomerellaceae
Product: methyltransferase domain-containing protein
Exons: 4
Coding region: 1-960 (319 amino acids)
Molecular function (GO): methyltransferase activity
Source: RefSeq, a predicted model, not a curated record
AUGCUGGACAAUGACGAUUUUGAGGGAUCGUCAGACUACCAGGAGUCGCUCGCGUCUUCGGGCUUCACCUCGCUUGCUUCUCGUGUCAUGAGACACUCGCAUGAGGGUGGGAGACGCUAUCAAUCCUUCUUGCAGGGGAUAUAUCCUCUUCCAAACGAUGAGACGGAACAGUUUCGUGAAGAGAUGAAGCAUCAGUUGAUCAAACGCCUGCUUGAUGAGAAGGACUUCCUGUCUCCCAUCAGCAGCAGCCCGCAAAAGAUUUUGGACGUGGGUACUGGCACUGGUCUUUGGGCUGUGGAAGUCGCGGACCAGUAUCCUACUGCGCACGUCAUUGGCGUGGACAUUUCGCCAAUCCAGAACUCGUACGCCCCUCAAAAUGUCGACUGGAGGAUUGACGAUAUUGAGGAAACCUGGUCACCCCUCUACAAUGAUCUGGACUUUGUGCACUUCAGGUCAGUCAGUGUCACGCUUCGAGACCCGGUCAAAGUCAUCGAGUCAGCGUAUCAAUGUUUGAAGCCGGGAGGCUGGAUUGAGUUCCAAGAAGCCGGCGUCAAGAUUGGAUGCGACGACGGUACCAUGCCUGACGAUUACGCGCCGACAAGAUUCAUGGACCUUUUUGUGCGCACUUUUCGAACACACUACAACUGGGAUCUGGAGAUACCGCUGGUCCUUCCCGAUAUACUGAGGAAGGCUGGCUUCGUCAAUAUUCACUGCCGGACUCAUAAGAUGCCCAUCGGGCCGUGGGCCAAGGACCGACAUCAGCGAGAAAUCGGCCUUUUCGUAAGCCAGGACGUGUUGUGGCAGCUCGUACGCGCUGUGCUCGUGAAGUGGCCGCAGAUGGGAUUAAGCAAGCAGGAAGCCGAUACCAUGGAACAGGACAUCCGAAAGGCGUUCCACGACACGAGAAUACAUGCAUACCUGCCGUGGAUCUCCGUCUGGGCCCAGAAACCCUUCACCUGA